Molecule: messenger RNA, 1955 nt
Organism: Benincasa hispida (wax gourd)
Lineage: Eukaryota; Viridiplantae; Streptophyta; Magnoliopsida; Cucurbitales; Cucurbitaceae
Product: AP2/B3-like transcriptional factor family protein
Molecular function (GO): DNA binding
Source: RefSeq, a predicted model, not a curated record
UACGUCUCACUGUCUCUGCUCAUUCCUUCUCUUGCAACUACGGACGGUUCAGAUGUCUCCCAAAUUCAAAUCCCACAUCUGAUCUCUCCAUUUUCAACCGUUUGAUUCGAAUAGUGAUCUUGCUGUUCGUUGUCUGAAAAUGGUUGAUACAAGUGGGUAACAGAAUCAGCUGAAAUCAAGCACCCCCAUCAUUCCAUUUCAUCACCAGCCAUGGCCAUUGUUCACAAGCACAGAGAAAUUCCUGCUCAUUCUUCUGCUGUGAUGAACCAGUGGAGGCCAAGGAAGAAGGAGAAGCUGCUUAGGAGAAAAACUUGGGUCUCGAGUACACAACCGAGUACUAGUUAUGAUCAAGAAGCAGUUCACAGUUUUUCACUGACUCGAAGUGUAAAACCCAAGAGAACAACUGUUGAUAGCUUAUACCAUGAUCUCGAAGCUCAAUCUGUUGUUAUGGCACGAGCAAAGGAGGUUCAAGAAAAAUUAUCUUCUAGUUAUCCCAGUCUUAUUAAGGUUAUGCUCCCAUCACAUGUCACAGGAGGAUUUUGGCUGGGUCUUCCAAAAGGAUUCUGUGACCUCCAUUUGCCGAAGCAGGAUACUGCAAUGGUCUUAGAAGAUGAAAGUGGUAAAUUAUAUGAAACAAAAUAUUUAUCCGAAAAAACGGGGUUGAGUGCUGGAUGGCGAGGUUUCUCAAUAGCUCACAAAUUACUGCAAGGAGAUGUCAUAGUUUUCCAUUUAGUAAUGCCUAACAGAUUUAUGGUUUACAUUGUGAGAUCCAAUGCUGCAGCUGAGGUUGAUGGUGCUCUAGGCCUUAAAUAUGAGGCCUCCAACAAACAAACACCUAUAUAUAGCAAAGAAAACAUCCCUCAUAUUAAGGAGGAACAUAUCAUCCUUGAGGAUGUAAAUAGCAAAGAGACUAACAUUGCUCCCGUGAAAGAGGAAGCGGAAGAAGACUACAAUCCCAUCUCCCCUGCAAUGGAUACCCAUGAAGAACAUGAGCAAACAAAUAGCCACGUGCUUUUAGAUUCUGAGAUGAUGCCUGUGCUAGAAGAGUCUGAAAAUGAGAGAGAGAGUUUUGGUUCUUACUUUAUGAAUGGAAUUCGUUUAUCAGACUCUAUACUGAAUUUCGACAAAGUGAACAAUUUGAACGAUUUCAGCAUUUCUGUAAAUGGAUUGAUUAUUGACUCUGAGUUCUCCAGUUACAUUAGAACCAAAUACUAUGAGCUAUGCUGCAGCCAGAAGUCAUUUCUUCAUGACCAUAUUCUUGAAGGUCUAAAUUACAAACUUGUUUCAGGAAUCAUAUCAGAGACCAUCAACAUUGCUGAUGCCAUUAGAGCAUGCAAGAUUACCACUUCACAAGAACACCUUGUGACUUGGGAUAAAACUCUAACAGCUUUCGAAGGCUUAGGAAUGAACGUAGGCUUCCUGCGAGUUCGAAUCGACCAACUAUUGUCUCUCUCUCUAAAACCAGAGAAGAAAAGAGAAGCAGAGCUGAAGCGGAACUCUAUAGAAGAGGAAAUACACAGUCUCUUGGCGAAAAUCAUUGAAAGAAGAGCAACCAUGAGGCAACUUGAAGCUGAAAUUCGCUCUUUAGACGCUGAUAUUGAACAUAUGGAUAAAUUGUUCAAGGAAGUAGCCAGUGCCCCUUGGUGAUGGGAGGGAUGAUGUACAAAAUACAAAAAAAUUCCUGGGUGUGUAGAGUUGGUUUGGUUUUGUUGGAAGCUGCAGUGUAUUAGUUGGUUAAAAGAGAGUUUUGAGAACAUUCUGCCAUUUCUUUUCGCAACCAUAGCAAUGCAAGGAAUUUCACUGAUGGGUUGAGAGGGCUAGUUGUUAUAGCAACCAUAGUAGUUUAGUUUUGGCAAUGGGAGGAGAGUGAAAGAUGUAAAAUUUUGGGAAUGUAAUCGUAAAAAGUGAAUUUGAAGUUUAUUAUCUACCCUAUUCUAUUUGUAUAUUCAAGUACA